Molecule: messenger RNA, 2442 nt
Organism: Cladocopium goreaui
Lineage: Eukaryota; Dinophyceae; Suessiales; Symbiodiniaceae
Source: the annotation of a GenBank genome assembly
AUGCAGAUUCCACCGCUGCUCGCGCCGCCGGAUGGCUUCCAGGGCGCCGUCUUCGCUGGUGCAGCCAAGGCGAACCUGAAGCCCUCGAAGCUCUUGGUCUCGGGGAUCAUGGCUGGUGCCUUCAUUGGCUACGGCGCUUACCUGGCGUGCACUGUAGGGGGCAAUUGCCCGCAGCUGGGGCAAAGCAACCCCGGGCUGCAGAAGUUGAUUUUUGGCGCCUUCGGCUUACCCUUCGGUCUCUUCAUGACCGUUUUGUCCGGCACGGAGCUCUUCACAGGCAACGCGGCCAUGGUGUCCAUGGCGACGCUGGAGGAGAAGGCGCAGCCGGUACAACUGCUGAAGUCUUUGUGCCUCUCGUGGUUGGGCAAUUUCAUUGGAGCUGUAGGUUUGGCGAAGUUGGCCAUCCUCUCCGGCACCAUGCCAAACGGCGGCGCCACCGUGACGCUGGCGGCGGCCAAGACGUCCUUGCCCUUUGCCACGGCCUUCGUGCGGGGCGUGCUCUGCAACUGGUUGGUGUGCAUGGCGGUCUACCUGGCGUCCAUGGCCAAGGAUACCAUCGGAAAGGCUGUGGCCAUUUGGUUUCCCAUCUCCGCCUUUGUGACCCUUGGCCUCGAGCAUUCCGUGGCCAACAUGUUCAUCAUCCCUGCCGGUAUCUUUGCUGGGGCCAACGUCUCCUGGUCAGCCUUCCUCUGUGACAAUCUGCUACCUGUAACCUGGAGGGAGGCAGAUCUUCAGAUUGCAGAACGCGAUGUGAAUGGUGCACCUAUCAAGGCGCAGACCAUUCGCAUGUUGAUUCCCCUCACUCCGUUCGGCGCUUGCAGAACGGGAAACUCACUUCGAGGGAGACUGCAAGAAGAGCAUAAACUCGAUGCAGAUGAGGCUGCAAGAAGAGGAGUUCAAUCAUACCCCAAGGGCUCUUUGCGCCCGGCGCGGGCGGUCGCCGUCGUUUUCCGGAGGUACAUGAGGACCUCCGCUUCGGGUCCGCUGAAUCGUCGCUCCCAGGCACAGCUCAAGGCUGGAGCACGACCAAAGGCCGCGGAAAAACGAAGACCGUCCACCGGCCGUGGAACUUCCGGCCCUUCCGGCCCAGGAUGCAAAGAAUCACGGGAAUCGCCACGGAGAUCCCCCUGGCAGACGGGUCUUUGGCAGGGUGGUUUACUCAGCCGUGGCCGAGAAUCCCGAGAAUCCCGAGAAUCCCAGACUGGCGUGGCACCGGCGGUUCGCGUCACAAGGAGCACGUCUCCUUCCUUGCCCGGUGGCAGAUCGCAGCUAAGGGGAUCCAGGGCUGCUGCUGGAAGCAAUAGCAGAGAGGUAGAGGUUUUGAAGGCGCAAAUGCAGAGCAUCCGGCGAAUGCAACUCGAGACUCUUACGAAGCCGCAUCUACGUGGAGCAGGGCGCUUUUCCAACGCCUGCCGAGAGCCGGCGCCAAGGGAUCAGCGUAGCACUGCAGCUCCGCCAAUAGAAUUUAUAGGCUGCCGGGAGGCCGUAGAAACCGCCGCUGCGCAGAUCCUGCAACGCCACUGGCGAAAACAACGGCGACGGCGUGGACCCUGUGGACCCUGUGGACCUGGAGCGGAGCGGAGGUGCAACAGUCUGAGAGCAAUCGAGAAGUUCAGUCCCCAGCGGCCUUGGGCGCACCACGCGGCGGCGCGGAUCCAACGUGCUUGGCGCGUCUGGAACUGGCGCAGGGCCUUCGUGGUGUACUCGGAGCAGAUUGGUUGGCUCGGCCACUUCGACUGGCUGCUUCGCCACCGGAAGGUCUUCGGCACGGAGCUGGCCAGCGCAGAGGACGCAGCCGUUUGGAGCCAGGAGAAGCGCCACGCGCCGCCGGACGCAGAGAUCGAUCCCUGGGGACAUAGGGAGCUGCGAAGACACCUGGCGGCCCAAAGUUCCGCAGUUUCCGGAGCGGCGCCGGAAACCGCCGCGGAGCCGCCGUUGAAGGCCAGAGCACACUGCGUGGUGGGGGCACAUCUGUCGGAGAGGCUGCGAAGGAGUGCCAUGAAGCCCAGCAAAGAUGACUCCAAGUUGUGCAAAACCAUCAGCAGCUUGGAGCCUCCAGCCCAGCGUCCCCGCAUCAUGACGCAACGCUACAGCGUGGCAUUGGGCGUCGGCGCCGGCGCGGCGGCCGCGCUGCUGUCGCCGCGCUGUGACUUCCGGUCAACCUUGGAGGCGCCAGCGGCGCCAGCUGGGACAACAGCUGUCCCCAUUCUGCGUCCCGCCUGGACGUCAAGUCAAGCGGUCUUAGCUCAGGCUCCCUGCGGCCCGCUGCUGCGCUGCCGCGCGCGGACGCCACAGCCCACUCCGCGACCGAUGGUGCGGCUGUUGACGCAAUCACCGCGAUGGGCUCACAGUCCCAGCCCCUCGUCGCGGGCUUCGGUGGCGCAUGCAGCUGUGGCGCUGGCAAUGCCGUGGAAACUGCCAGGCACGGUCCCCUGCCGCUGA